Molecule: messenger RNA, 3678 nt
Organism: Pteropus alecto (black flying fox)
Lineage: Eukaryota; Metazoa; Chordata; Mammalia; Chiroptera; Pteropodidae
Gene: MKX
Product: mohawk homeobox
Exons: 7
Coding region: 265-1323 (352 amino acids)
Biological process (GO): cell development; muscle organ development; regulation of transcription by RNA polymerase II
Cellular component (GO): nucleus
Molecular function (GO): RNA polymerase II cis-regulatory region sequence-specific DNA binding; DNA-binding transcription factor activity, RNA polymerase II-specific
Source: RefSeq, a predicted model, not a curated record
CCUCGGUAUUCCUGUUCCCGGGCCGCGCGCGCCCGUCUGGGUAAAUAAAGCCGAGACGACGGCGGUGGCGGCGGUGAGCGCGCUGGAGCCCGCGCGGAGAACAUGCGGCGGGGAUGGGAGUGCGCCUAGCCUCGACGCGGGACAGCCAGCCGCCCUGCCGCCGGCCGCCGGUCCCACUGUCCCAGAACCCGAGCCCUGCGGAGCUCCCGGCGGCCCCGCUCCGAGGCACUGCGGCCGCGCCGGGCGCCCCUCCCAGCCCGCACCAUGAACACCAUUGUCUUCGACAAGCUCGGCGGCGCCGUGCUUUUUGAGGACCGCAGCGUUCCGGAGCGGGAGCGGGGCGGCCGGCCCUAUGGUGGCGUCCUGGACAGUCCCCACGUCCGCCCUGAGAUGGGCAUUCCCGACGGCCCGCCCCUCAAGGACAACCUCGGCCUGAGACACCGGAGGACCGGGGCCCGGCAGAACGGAGGGAAGGUGAGGCACAAGCGGCAGGCCCUGCAAGACAUGGCGCGGCCCCUCAAGCAGUGGCUUUACAAGCACCGUGACAACCCGUACCCCACCAAGACGGAGAAGAUACUCUUGGCUCUCGGCUCGCAGAUGACUCUUGUGCAGGUAUCAAAUUGGUUUGCUAAUGCAAGACGUCGGCUUAAGAAUACCGUUCGACAGCCAGAUUUAAGCUGGGCUUUAAGAAUAAAGUUGUAUAACAAGUAUGUCCAAGGAAAUGCUGAGCGGCUUAGUGUAAGCAGUGAUGAUUCGUGUUCUGAAGAUGGAGAAAACCCUCCAAGAAACCACAUGAAUGAAGGGGGCUAUAAUAAUCCAGUUCACCAUCCUGUGAUUAAAAGUGAGAGCUCAGCCAUAAAAGCUGGAGUGAGGCCAGAGUCACGAGCCAAUGAGGACUAUGUGUCACCCCCAAAAUACAAGAGCAGCUUGUUGAACCGUUACCUUAACGACUCUUUGAGACAUGUCAUGGCCACAAAUGCUGUCAUGAUGGGAAAGACAAGGCAAAGAAACCAUUCAGGCUCUUUUAGUUCCAAUGAAUUUGAAGAAGAAUUAGUGUCUCCCUCAUCAUCAGAAACCGAAGGCAACUUUGUCUAUCGCCCAGACGCUCUGGAAAACGGAUCCAAUAGAGGUGACAGUGCAGCUAAUAGAAAGGGACCGAGCAAGGAUGACACAUACUGGAAGGAGAUCAAUGCAGCUAUGGCCUUAACAAAUCUUGCACAGGGAAAAGACAAACCACAGGGAACUACCAGCUGCAUCAUCCAGAAGUCAUCACAUAUAGCAGAAGUAAAGACAGUCAAAGUGCCACUGGUUCAACAGUUUUAAGAGUCUGUUGCUUUUCAGAUCAAUGGCUAUUCUUCACGUUGGUGUUUUGUCAUAAAUCUUCACCAUAAGAGCCGAAGCAGAAGUGAAAAUGACUCCCUUUCAAACCUUUUGUUAUUUUUAAAUAUCUUAAAUAUAUCAUUUAGUUGCUUCUAUAAAAGACAUAUAAAUUAUAAAAAAAACCCUCACUUUAAUCAAAAAUAUUAACUUAUUUUAUGUUACUCAAACUAUGCAUACAAUGUCUGUGCAUUGCCAUUACAGUAAGUGCCUUGCUUCCCAAAAUUAAGCUACAACGUGGGCACAGCAGAGCAGCUAUGCCUCAAAAUGACAACGCCAUAAUGCUUAUUAGUCUGUGUUUGUCAUUCCAGAUGGACCUGACCAUUCCAGGACUGAAACCAUAAUUGCCGAAAGCCCUUGAAAUGUAUUCAACAAUUCACAUGUUAAAAACUUGGAAAUCUAUUCAGCCCAAAUGAAAUGUUUCUUUUAAAAAACUUCUGCCGUAUUUUAAUUUGUUCAGUGUGCUUUUCAGAGUGACAGUGAGAAUUUUAUGCAUGUGUCUUGCCUGCAUAUCUGAUACGUUACAAACCUCCAAAAUGAAAGGUGUGGUGAUCACAUAACAUGUACAUUUAAGAAGAAUCGCAAUGAAUACUUCGUGAUGAGAAAAACUUAUUCCAAGCAUUACUGGAAAACAUCUCAAUGCCCUUUAGAAUUAAUUUGGAUUUUUUUUCUCUAGUUUUGCUGAAGUUUUAAAAAAAUGUAUUAUAUAAAUAAUUCAGAAUUUUCCUGUGUAGAACUAAAUCUAUAAUUUAGUUUUAAAACAUAAUCUUGUUUGCAUUAAAGUUCAGGUUUUUUUAAUGGAAAUUGUUUUUCAUAUGUAAUGGCUAAAAACCUUUUAUUUGAUUCAUUUCAAAUGACAAUUGCUGAUGGGCAAUUUAUAUUGCAAUGAGAACAAGACAAUGAAAGAAAUGUACCUCUGUGAAUAUGCAUAUAUACACAUAAAAUUGAUUUUUAAAUUUAAAACAUAUGGAAAACAAAACACUGAAUGGUCUCUGAAUUUUGCCAAUUAAGACGUUAAGGUAAAAAUGAAGUCAAACCAUGCAUCAAAAAAAGAACAUUUUGUUUCUAAAUUGGACUAUCUUUGAGUGAGAAUAAUCAAUAUUGAGAAAGAAGAAUAUCUUUUUUUAAUCAAACUAUAAUAUUCUAAUCAACUUGAUGAGACUCCAAACUUGAAUAAACAAUGGAGCCGUCAAACAAUAACAGAGUAUAUGUGCUACGGAAAAGUAAAAAGGAUUUGACUCUUUUAUGGUGGGAUGUUUUUUCUGCGUAUGUAAUCUAUUUUGUAAUUUUUUUUUUUUAACUGGAAAGCAUUUUUGUGAGUGUGAAUGAGAGCCAGUAGUGCAGCCUUGUGGUGACAUUUUUCUUUGUUUUGCAGAAUGCUUUUAAAACCAAAGGCUGCUCUAGUUGAUAUAAGGACAGUACCAAUCUUGAUAUAAAUUGUAGGACAAUUUUUCAUGUAACAUAGCAUUUGGGGAUUGGGUUUAUUUAGUGUAUUGAAGAUGAUUUGAUAUAAAAAUAUUUUGUAUAUAUAUAUUUUUACUUUGUUUUCUAAAUUGCUGUUUGCAGUAACAGUAAGUGCAAAGCAAGAUAUGUAAGUUAUGACUGUAUGAUCAGAUGAAGUAUGGGUUCUUUUGGUUUACAUCCUUCAGUAAUUUCAGAUCCAUGAUAAAAAACAACUGCUGAAUCUUUAUUAAUCAAAUUUGCCAAAAUGAGAUCAAGUCAAUGAAAACUAAAGACAAGUACUUCAUUCUUUAUCAUACUAUACUAUUCUAAGUUAUUCUGGUACUAAAUAUUUUAAUAAAAUUGUUUUUGUUUUGACAUACUUCAGUUAGAUGAAUGGAUGCUGGUUAUUUUUUAUUUGAAUUAGUUGUAAUUCAUUUCUGCCAUCUUUUUAAAACGAAUCAGCAAAUUUGUUCUGUGUUAUAAACUAUGGAUGACAAGCCAAUAUAGGACAGCUAUUCACGUGAUUUUUUUUUUAAAAUACCAAAGCUUGGAGUCUGGCCUAUAAACACAUCAAGAAGAUUUUAUAAUUAGCACAUCUUUGGCAAUAUCUCCAAUUGCAAUUACUUUUAAUUUAUUUUUUCUAUUGCUGCUUUACCAUUUUCUGGAAAUCGAAGUCAUCCUUUAAAAGAAUCUUGAACAAUGCUGAGCCAGCAGCUGAGACUCUAACUCAUAAUUUAUGUUGUAGAGAAAUAGAAUUACCUCUAUGCUUUGUUUUGCCAUAUGUAAUCAUUUUAAUAAAAUUAAUAACUGCCAGGAGUUCUUGACAGAUUUAAAAUAAAAGUUAAUUUCUAGACCUCA